CACUCUUCACUGUUCCACCCGCGGGCUUCUCCGGCCACUCCCGCGGCAAGGAGAAAAUGGCGGAUGCUUCGGCGGCGUCCCCUCCUUCGCCGGCGGCUCCUUCUCCUUUCGCCGCGGACGACCUCGUCGACGCGCGGCUCGCGCCGUGGCCGCCGUUCACUCCGUGGCCGGCGCCCGGCCAGCUCCACCACCACAACGCCCGUGGCGGCGGGCACCCGAACCCGCUCUUCACCAUACUGCCGGCCUCGGCGCUGGCGAUAGGACUCGUGCUGCUCGUCGCCGUGGCCGUCAUACUGGUGAUGACGCGCCGGGCGAAGCCCGGGGCGGUGGACGCCGCCGGAGCCAGCUGCAACGGCGACAAGCCGUGCGCCCCCGCGUCCAGCUGCGGCAGCAGCGUCCGUGGCUACAACAACUCGAGGUACUACGCCGCCGCCGCCGCUGGGUGCAUAUACGGCGGGAGGCUCGGGUUCUCGGUGCAGCCGCGGAACCGCGGCGCGCAGGUGUUCACGUACCGCGAGCUGGAGAGCGCGACGGACGGGUUCAGCGAGUGCAACGUGGUGGGCCGCGGCGCGUACGGCGUGGUCUUCCGCGGCCGGCUCGGCGACGGCACCACGGCCGCCAUCAAGCGGCUGCAGCUUGACGGCCGGCGCGAGGGCGAGCGCGAGUUCCGCAUCGAGGUCGACCUGCUGAGCCGGAUGCACUCGCCGUACCUGGUGGGGCUGCUGGGCUACUGCGCCGACCAGAGCCACCGGCUGCUGGUGUUCGAGUUCAUGCCCAACGGCAGCCUCAAGAGCCACCUCCACCGCCGCGCGGCGGCGCCGGCGGAGCAGCCGCCGCCGCUGGACUGGCAGACGCGGCUGGGCAUCGCGCUGGACUGCGCCCGCGCGCUGGAGUUCCUCCACGAGCACAGCUCCCCCGCCGUGAUCCACCGCGACUUCAAGUGCGGCAACAUCCUCCUCGACCACAACUACCGCGCCCGUGUCUCCGACUUCGGCAUGGCCAAGCUCGGCUCCAACAAGGCCAACGGCCAGGUCACCACCCGCGUCCUCGGCACCACCGGCUACCUCGCCCCUGAGUACGCGUCGACGGGGAAGCUGACGACCAAGUCGGACGUGUACAGCUACGGCGUCGUGCUCCUGGAGCUGCUCACCGGCCGGGUGCCCGUCGACACGAAGCGGCCGCCGGGACAGCACGUACUCGUCUCUUGGGCGCUCCCGCGGCUGACGAACCGCGAGAAGCUCGUGCAGAUGGUGGACCCUGCCCUCAUAGGCCAGUUUUCCUUGAAAGACCUGAUCCAGGUGGCCGCGAUCACCGCGAUGUGCAUACAGACGAAGGCGGACUACCGGCCGCUGAUGACGGACGUGGUGCAGUCGCUGAUCCCCAUCGUGAAGACCCCGCUCAUGUCCUGCACCUCCACGCCGCUGCGGCCCGCGCACCACCACGCCGUCUACAUGAUGAGCCCGGGCAGGGGAUCCUCCAACGGCGGCGCCGCGCUGGAAACGCGGUGCAUCAUGCACGGCCCCCUGGAUUAAACCGGCUGCAUUUAUAUAUAUGAUCAUAUGCUGUAGCGGCUAUCUCCUGUACACGUCUCUCGUCGAUCGCUAGCCUGGAGUACUACUUGAGCCAGGCUUGCAGGUGGGGAAGAAGAGAUAGAUGACCAGCUUAAUUGCUUGCUCUCGUGUCAAGCUGCUCGAUCGGUCGGAUGGAGAUCGCUGCAGGCGCUACUCCCCCUGCUGUAUAGAACGGUGCCACCAUGUCACCCUCUCCAUCAAGCUCACCUUGCAAGUUAUCCUUGCAAAUUGCAGACAAUUGUACGAAACUCACGUACUAGUACGUACGGGUUAUAUAUUUAGGGACAGCUGUACGACGAUUCCUUGUUCUUUUGUACGAAAAAUCAUAUAUGUUAUAGUAGUAUUCAUAUUCAUGUAUAAUAAGAUAAGAUGGAAAAAAAGACAAUAAAUGAGUCCUUUCUCAGGAGCUGUCUAAUUAAAGAGUUGCUGGGUUUGUCCCGCCAUCACCAAACUGUAAUGAUGACACGAGAUCCGGUGUGAUGGUUAUUUCAUCA
Molecule: messenger RNA, 2065 nt
Organism: Oryza brachyantha (malo sina)
Lineage: Eukaryota; Viridiplantae; Streptophyta; Magnoliopsida; Poales; Poaceae
Product: probable serine/threonine-protein kinase PBL7
Exons: 6
Coding region: 57-1532 (491 amino acids)
Biological process (GO): protein phosphorylation
Molecular function (GO): ATP binding; protein kinase activity
Source: RefSeq, a predicted model, not a curated record